Molecule: messenger RNA, 1003 nt
Organism: Physella acuta
Lineage: Eukaryota; Metazoa; Mollusca; Gastropoda; Physidae
Molecular function (GO): DNA binding
Source: RefSeq, a predicted model, not a curated record
GUUCUCCCAGAUUUUUUCGUUUGAUCUGAAACGCUCUACGAAUUCAACUUAGGAUAUUCUUGGCAAAAUGAAAAAGCCAGCAACUACAUUGAAGGGGAAAGCCAGCAAAAUGCCAGUCUCUAGCCAUCAUUGCACCACCUCCCUCACAGAACCUGUCCCUUCUUACACUGCCCUCUAUGUGGGCACCAAGUCUUCCACUGCCCCCCUCACAGAACCUGUCCCUUCUUACACUGCCCCCUAUGUGGGCACCAAGUCUUCCACUGCCCCCCUCACAGAACCUGUCCCUUCUUACACUGCCCCCUAUGUGGGCACCAAGUCUUCCACUGCCCCCCUCACAGAGUCUGCGCUGAAGGAAAAGCCCAGAAGAAAAUACAAAGAGCUGGCCAAUGGCUGGAUGAUGGAGAUAGUCAAGAGAAAGCCAGGGGCUAGUAAAAGAAAAUUUGAUGCUUAUUAUUACAGUGCUGACAACAAAAAACUGAGAUCAAAGAAAGACGUUAUUCGUUAUGGGGAAGACAACAAUGUAAACUUGGACCUGAGCUUGUUUGAGUUCAACUCCCAUAAACUCGAGCUAGAGUUUACGUUAGGCUUUACCCCUUCAAUCAGGACUUUAAUCAGUGCUAAAUCUAAAUCUGCCCCUACUAGAGAUUCUGCCCCUGCUAGAGAUUCUGCCCCUGCUAGAGAUUCUGCCCCUGCUAGAGAUUCUUCCCCUGCUAGAGAUUCUGCCCCUGCUAGAGAUUCUGCCCCUGCUAGAGAUUCUGCCCCUACUAGACAGCCUGCCUGUACCAAAAAGCCUGCCUGUACCAAACAGCCUUCCUGCAACAAACAGCCUGCCUCUACCAGACAGCCUGUCCCUGUAACAGAACUUGUCCCCAAAUGCUACAUCAGCGCCCUCUCGGAUAUAAAGUUUCAGCCAUUUGUGGUCCUGAAGGACUUUGUCAAGGCUGUGGACAAUCCAGGGAAAACAAAACUGAAUACCCAACAGUACAAACAAGAGGGCAAUUAA